UGUCAAGUAUUGCUCACAAAUCACAAUUCUCGUCAAAUUGAUUUCGAAAUUUCUUUCCAAAAAUGUAUCACAACGUAAUGUGCGCCUCCGGCCGGGCUGUGCUGCCCGCCGAACUGAACUGUUUCAGCGAAUUGGCGCACACACAUCGUUUGCCGGACACGCGUUUAUUUUACGACGAUUACAAGUUUCACACGAACAUGCAAAUGUUGCGCAAUCGUGACGGCUUGGGUCCACCUCUGAAGCGGGGCAUGGAACGUUUUGCGGCCCGGCAAACGGGCCGGCUACCAUUUCUGCGUUCCAGCAACUUGAUGGAGCAUGUGCUCGCUGGCCGACUCGAGGACAUCUCCUUUGAGGAUGUGCUCAGCCAGCCGCAGCACGAUGAGCAACUGCAUCAGCCGCACAUCAUUGUGGAGCGGGCCAUGGGCAUCUCACUCUAGACACAACUACCUCAAAAAACGGCCCCAAACGUGGAAGUGCUCGACCCUAGCAGAUACCCUAAGCCGCGCCGUUCUAACUGACUUCACUUUGCUUCAACUUAGGGUAUUAUUCGUUUAUAAAUAAAUUAAGAGAGUCUACAUACCAAGUUUUAAGUGCGCUGAAAGUUGGCCAGUUCCUGCAUCAAAUAUAUAUAUAUAUAUGGUCUGUAAAAAAAGAAGAAAAGCCUUUUGUUAAACACUUUAGAGAAAAGAUUUGAUUUAGAGAAAAAAUUAGAAGCAAUGUUACAAAAAAAAAAAGAGCUCUUUCCAUCUCAAACAUUUGUUGU
Messenger RNA from Drosophila novamexicana, 763 nucleotides. Its product is annotated as proteasome maturation protein-like. The record is from RefSeq and is a predicted model, not a curated record. Gene Ontology annotation, biological process: proteasome assembly. Gene Ontology annotation, cellular component: cytoplasm; nucleus. Lineage: Eukaryota; Metazoa; Arthropoda; Insecta; Diptera; Drosophilidae. The coding region runs from base 63 to 437 and encodes 124 amino acids. The transcript has a single exon.